GACUUCAUGAGAAUGAACAAACGUAAAGCAACACGCUCUAGCGAACUUGAAUUAGCACAAUGCAUACCUAGGUACCUAUUCUUCCUUUGAAACUUGCUUCGGUAUAGAUCUUGUUCUCAUUCCUUCCAAAUUGAAUUCAACUUGACUGAGAACUAUCUGUUGGAUUCUUACUACUACCUGGUGCACACUUUACAUCCUUGGCAUUGCUUUGAAUUCGAGCCAUCCAGUCCACGACACCAAGGCUAGAAAGAUAUCCAACACAGCACGUGAUUGCGCGACUCGACAGCCUCAAAUAUUAGGCUUCAAGCCAUCCCCCCACUUCCUCCUGCAUCUUUCACCCACAAUCUCCACCCAGCAACACAACACAAAACGCGUCAAUUCAUCCACACAACAAUAUCAACUCCACACACCUACACUAACAAACACCAUCGCGACAUUUACGAUAAGACAUAAAUCCCAUUGCGCCAAACGUUUUUGGGUACGACUAAUCCUUGGAUCGUCGCAUCGGGAUAUUCGACAUGGCUCGAACAUCUGCGCGGUCGGUGUCGCGAGACCUCCCAUCUUCACCACCAACCAAAUCCACAAAUCCUGUUCCAAAGACCACCCGAUUAACUCGUAGCCAAAGCGUCGAGUUGGAUUUUCGUAUACCUCGCCAAGAAAGUGUUGAGGGUACGGGUGAUAAAAAUGAGCAACAAAAUUCUAGGAGUGGUCGCAAAGCUGCUGGCAAACGAGCACCCGGUCGCAGAGAAUUGUCCAUGGUUGCAGAAGAUAAAGAAGUCUCAUCCGAGGAGGAAGAUGCCGAACAAGCCAAAGCGGACGAGGAUCCUGAAGCUGGUGAACAAGCCGAUGAUGAAGAAGACCGUGAAGCUGGCGAACAAGCCAAGGUGGACGAGGAUCCUGAAGCUGGUGAACAAGCCGAUGAUGAAGAAGAUCCUGAAGCUGGUGAACAAGCUGAUGAGGAGGAGGACCCUGAAGCUACUAAAGUGGCAGACCAAGAUGAAGAGGAUCUUGACACAACCAAGGUCGCAAGUGGGCAAGAAUACGAUUCGGAGGACGAAGGCCGCAGCGAUUUCUCAGACGAUACGCGCACAACAUCACACACGAAACGGGUAAUGCAAAUUAUCAAUUCCAGGUCGGCUAUUGAGACCCUCCCAGACCUUUACGAUACAGCUAAGAAGAUUAUCAACAAAUCUACCAAGAAAGGAAUUCGUCCAAAGGAAAUGGGUCGCCAUCUUAAAGCUUUGGAAUCCAUUUCUAAUGAGCUUGAGGUUUACAAAGAGCCAUAUGGAAGAGAACAGUUUAUCGAAGUUGACAUUGUUCUGGAAAAGGUUUCUGGAUCCUUAAAUUCUACAGGUCUUGGCUCAAGUGAUCUUGGUGGUUGGGCGGCUCCUUUCACAGCAAUUCUUCAAUCGGCGAAUCUUGCAACUCUUCUAGGCCAAGUUAUUCAACUGCGGGAGGGUAAUGAAGUUUCACAAGAAGAGUUGAUGUUAUUUCUUCAAUCUCUAGAGAAAAUGUUUCCUCGCCCAUUCGUUUCUAAGUUUGCCGCGCCUAAGGAUUACGGAUCGGAAAGCAGUAGAUUGAUCAACGAAACUCACACUAUUAUGUUAGAAAUACGAACUCAGCUUUUUGAGCUUACUGCCCGUCAGUUAGAACCCGGCCGGAAUUUCAAUCCCAAUGAACUCCUAACUUCUUGCUUUGAGGGUGGUUUUAGGAAAAAAGACACCAAAACUGGCGAGAGGGUGGACAUCAUCCGCAGUAUGUUUUUGCCCCCAGCUCAAGCAAAGGAUUCGGGUAGUUAUGUCGAUUUUGAACGUCUGAAUAAAUCAUUUCCAAGAUCUAAAUUCUUCAAUGACCUUGUCGAUUAUGGCGAAAAGCGCUGGGCUGAGGUAGAUUUGAUCGUAGAAAGCCGAGGUGGUAUCGACAAUGUGAUGGUACCCUUUGAAGAAGUUGUUAAGGAUAUUCAAUCGGAUGCCGAAGAAGAAACUGCUAAAAGUGACCAACCCGACUCCGAACCCGAGAUUCGUGUAGACUACGAGCCGGAAGUAUUAGAACGUGAAGAUAGUACAACCUCGGAAAGGGGCCCUCAGGCAUCCGCACCAAGAACAAAAAAAGACUUUCAUGACAACCCGAGUGCUAUAACGAAGCUUGUUAGUCUCAGAAAGCUGGCGGGAAGUCGGACAAGCGGUGGUAUAGAAGUCGGUUCUAGCAUUCCUGCUCCGUCACAACCAGAGGAGCAACAGGACUCUCAAAUCACACAAAAUUUCAAGAAAUACAGCGAUUCCCAGAAUAAAGAAAAUAAAAGUCCUGAACAACCCCUGGUAUCUCGAGGCCGUCCAUUGAUAACGACUACUUCAAAACGUAGUGGAAUGUAUAGGAAGCACUCAAAUGCCCAAAAAGUGGUGUGGGUGGAAGACAGCCAAGGAUUUCCCAUAGAUUCUCAGGCGGAUGAUCCGGGACCAUCUCAGCCAAGAAACAACAAGCGCAAAGUCCCUACAUACCUACAGGCGGACAAUGAAGUACUUCAACCAGCCCAACCAAAAACCAACAAGCGUAAAGCCCACGCUGCAGAUAUUCUGUCGGAUGAUGAAGGUCAUAACUCAGAUGAAGAUUUUCAAACCGACCAAAGAAACAGGGAGCCCCGGCGUAGAAUUGCUGUACCUAAAUCUUCAGCCCGACCCAGCAAACGGCCACGUACCGAAGUGGGUGAAAGUUCUCUAGCACAAGAUUCGCGUAGUAGAAAAAAUUCUAAAGAAGCCUCAUCACCCGAAUUCCAGUCAAAUGACGACGAUCAUAGCGAAGAUCAAGGGUUUGAAGCCGAUCAAAACGUACCUAAACCCAAGCCUCAACGUAGCAAGAAAGCGCGUACUGAAGCUGGUGAAAACUCUCAAGGACAGAUUUCAAGUCGUAAAAUCAGAUCCCCAUCACCAAUUCUAGCUUCUAACAAUGAUGAUGAGGAACAAAAUCAAGAAGGCCUAGAACAACAAAAUCAACACAGGAAAGAGCUAUCCCGAUCACCUCAAUUUCCAGAAGAUGAUGAAGGUAGUGUGCAAAUGCCUCAAGAUGAGCAACCUGGUACUAUCGCACAUUCGUUUACCCAAGCCAGCGCUCGUUCCAAUGUAAUAGCACAAGCAAUUAAGAAUGGUUUUGGUAUAUCGCAAACUCGUACGCCUUGGUCUGAUAAAGAUACACAACUUCUUAUUGACUACAUCGGCGAAAAAGGUCCCAUGUGGAAAGAAAUUGAAAAAUCUGGUGAUCAAUUUGAGCGAGAUAAUAUCACUCAGGUUGGUUUGAAGGAUAAGGCGAGAAAUAUCAAAGUUGAUAUUUUACUAGCUGGCCAAAUACUCCCACGAAAUUUCACAGGGGUCAAACUCAAUGCAAAUUUGAUUAAGAGGGUGAAGAGAACAUGGCCUAAUUAUGAUCCUUAUACCGAUACGGGGUAUGCAACAUUCUGAUUAUAACCAUGGAUCAUAUGUACUCAUCACAUAAUAAUCAAACGUCCUUGCUUCUAAACUUCCAAAUGGCAGUGGAGGUGCUGAGUAUUUUGAAUCGAACAAACGCGAUUCAAUUGAAAGAAACUUUAACAUCUUUCAACUCGGAGUACAGUUUUAUGAAAUAGGAUAGGAUAAAAUAGGUCUUCGGAUGUACGUGUAUUUACCAGUGGUUGAAUGUGUUUAUAAGACGAGUUGAAUUACUUGGGUUGGCUGGAUUUAUGGCGUCUCUGCGGGUGGAUGGGUGGGCGUAUUGGCAUACAAGCCUGAUUAUGAUAUGAUAUGAUAUGGUAUGGGUAUGAAUAGGAUUCUGGUUCGUGGGCGGUAUCAUGUAUUUGGAGGAAUGGAUAUUGCUUGCUUGCUUGCUUGCUUUUAUUUUUGGCAUGGCAGUUGAGGAGUUUGGGGAGGGGAUGUUUUGUUUUGUUGCAUGAGGAUUAGUUGGGAUGGGAUGGGAUGGAAUGGAUUGGGAUUGGGAUAGGAAUGGGAAUGAGAAUGAGAAUGAGAGUUACUCAUAUUCUCUUUUUUGAUACUUGUAGCAUAAUUAAUUCUAUACCUUUUUCUUGUGAUUGAUUUUGAUUGAUGGAUUUUGGUUGAUUAUAUAGGGACUUAUUUGUUUGUUUGUUUGCUUGCUUGCUUGCUUGCUGGCUGGAAUAUGAUAUGAUA
Messenger RNA from Botrytis cinerea B05.10, 4151 nucleotides. RefSeq lists its product as hypothetical. Lineage: Eukaryota; Fungi; Ascomycota; Leotiomycetes; Helotiales; Sclerotiniaceae. The transcript has 4 exons. The record is from RefSeq and is a predicted model, not a curated record. Bases 519 to 3452 code for a protein of 977 amino acids.